AUGGCCAAACUCAUAGAGAAGUUUUGGCGUCUUGAAGAAGCGUGCUUUCAAGACUGGGAACCAAAGCAACAUGACGAAUGCGAGGCGGAAAGUCACUUCCGCACAACGUUAGAGAUCGCUCCCGACGGGAGAUACAUUACACGAAUGCCCCUACGGGGGGAGCCGUCAUCGUUAGGCGACUCUUAUCAACAAGCAUAUAGAAGAUUCACAUCGCUUGAGCAAAGGCUCAAGCGGAAUGCAGACCUGUACAAAGAGUACAGGGCAUUCAUGAAUGAAUAUGAAACACUGGGACAUAUGGUACCAGUCACCACAGAAGACUUUCACAAAGUAAAGUAUUUCAUCCCUCACUCGUGUGUGGUGAAACCAGAUUCAACAUCCACCAAGGUUAGGGUGGUGUUCGACGCAAGUGCAAAGACGUCAACCGGAGUAUCCCUGAACGAUAUACAAAUCGUGGGACCAACCAUUCAAAAGGACUUAUUUGAUCUGCUAAUUGAUUUCAAGACGCACAACGACGUGCUAGUAGCAGAUAUUGCAAAGAUGUACAGACAAAUUCACAUCGCAUACACAGACACUUGGUUACAAUGUAUUUUGUGGCGCGACAGCCCCAAUGAUCAAUUGAAAGCGUAUAGACUGACGACUGUCACAUAUGGUGAAGCGUCUUCAUCAUUCUUGGCCUGUAGGGCACUACACGAAGCAGCUGAAGAUUAUCGGUCGGUAAAUCCGAGAAUUGCCGACACCAUUCAACGAUCGUUCUAUGUUGACAAUCUAAUGAUUGGAGCGUCCAACGCAGAUGAACUGACGGAGACGAAACGAGAAAUAGAGCAUGCAUUGUCACUUCAUGGAUUUCCACUUCGAAAGUGGGCAUCAAACAACGCAAGCGUACUGGAAGGAAUUCCAGAGAAAGACUUGGAACCAUUGAUCCAAGUUGGUGACCAAGAGGUCAUAAAGACAUUGGGGAUAGCCUGGAACCCCAAAACAGACGUGUUCCAGUUCAUCAGUACGAAAAACAUAGGUGAAACAUACGAAGCGCUCACAAAGCGACAGAUGGUCUCGAAGAUUUUGAGACUGUAUGACCCAAUCGGAUUGAUACAACCUGUAAUCAUUACAGCUAAAAUAUUGAUGCAAGAAUUGUGGACUUAUAACGUCAGCUGGGACGAUGAUGUUCCAGAUCAAGCACUAAGCUCAUGGAAGAAGUUCGAAGCUUCAUUAGUGGAGCUCAGCAAGAUAGAAAUACCUCGGAUGUCGACUCCGAGUCAUACGAUCGCACUAGAUUUACACGGAUUCAGUGACGCCUCCGAAAAGGCUUAUGGAUGCGUCAUUUACUUACAUGCAAUCAACUUAAAAGGAGAAGAGAGUACGAAUCUCUUAUGUUCGAAAUCGAGAGUGGCGCCUUUGAAGAAGGUCACUCUGCCCCGUCUGGAACUCUUGGCGGCGGCACUUCUAGCAGAACUAACUGCUAAAAUAAAGAGCAUUCUGGCCGGUCGAAUCUCGUCGGAAUAUUACUACAGUGAUUCACAAGUAGCGCUAAGUUGGAUCAAAUCUUCAAAUACACGUUGGGGAACCUUCAUUAGAAAUAGAGUGCAGAAGAUACACUCCACCACGAAUCCAGAGCAUUGGAAAUAUAUAUCUACGAAAGAAAAUCCGGCUGAUAUGGUUUCGAGAGGAAUUCCAGUCAGAAAAUUACGCGAAGCAAAACUAGAAUUUUGGUUACACGGACCGGAAUGUAUACGAAGAAGACAAUAUUAUCUGCAGAGCGGCUACGAAUACACUGCUGCUGCAGAACAGGAAGAGAUUAAAGAACCAAUAACACGAUUGGUAGCAGCAACAGGAAAGGCAUGCGAAGACUUAAUCGCAAAAUACCCGCACCAUCACACUCAUGACAAAACAGUAAGACACUUUGCAUGGCUGUGUAGAGCCAUAAACAAUAUGAAGAAGGUCAAUAAAGACACAGGCAUCAGAAACGAAAAGAGAUCGGGCCCACUCACCACCACUGAAUUGAAUGAAGGACUAACACUCGUAGUCCGAAUUAUGCAAGCCACUAUUUAUCCAAAUGAAGUAGCGGAAUUACGAAAAACUGGGAAGGUGCCUACGAAAGGACCUUUCCAGCAUCUCAACGCAAUCGUCAGAAAUGGAGUCAUACAUGUCACAGGGAGACUCCACAAUGCAGAAAUGCCCAUCUCACAAAAGAAUCCAAUAUUGAUUCCCAAAUCGCACCCAUUUUCGAGGGUAAUAAUUCAAAAAAUACAUGAGGAUAGAUUUCACGCCGGAACAGAUCUGGUAAUAAACGAAUUUCGACAAAGAUUUUGGAUGAGGGAUCUCCGAAGGACCGUACAAGGAGUCAUUCAACGAUGCAUCUUAUGUGCCAAAGCGCGGCCCAGACGUUUACAGCAACGAAUGGGACAACUGCCCUCGCCCAGGGUAAAUGAAUCAGUAGCGUUCACUCACACGGGAGUGGACUUAUGUGGGCCAUUCGAAGUAUAUCUCAAUCAAAAAUCGAAAUGCAAGACCACAGCAUAUGCUUGCAUCUUCAUAUGUUUUGCGACCAAAGCAGUUCACCUAGAAGUCGUCGAAGAUCAGUCGACGGCAGCGUUCAUAUCAGCACUUCUCCGUUUCACAUCAGUGAGGGGAAUACCCGAGGUUAUUUACUCCGACAAUGGGCGGAACUUUGUCGGGGCCAGCAGAGAACUCAAUCGUUUACGAAGAAUAUAUAACAAUGAAGUUUUUCAAAACAAAUUAGUUGAUAUUGCGGCAACUCACAGAAUAAGAUUUUCAUUCAUUCCACCCCGAAGCCCCAGCUUUGGAGGACUUUGGGAAGCGAACAUAAAGGUAGCCAAGCGGCUCUUUAGUGCAGCGGCCAGAGGAGCACAGCUAAACAUCAUGGAAUUGCAGACACUGUUCUACCAAGUGGCCGCAAUAAUGAAUUCGCGACCACUCACACCUGUUUACACGACGCCAGAUUCACCGACCGCGAUCACACCCGGUCAUUUUUUGAUAGCACGCCCAAUGCUAGCCGUGCCCAUCCCUACGCAGAGUGAGGAUGGAAGCAAUCUCACAACCAGAUGGAAACGAGUACAAUCGCAGCUCGAACAAUUUUGGAGAAGAUGGAGAGACGAGUAUCUCCACCAGUUACGUGAUUAUGCAAAAUGGACCAAGCAACAAGCCAACGUUAAGGUAGGCCAAAUCGUAUUGAUCGGAGACGAUCACCUUCCCGUAGCAAGGUGGCCUAUGGGAAUUGUCACACAAAUACACCCUGGAGAUGAUGGAGUAGUCCGAGUGGCAGUAGUGCGAACCGCUACCGGAAUUUACAAACGCAACGUGCGAACACUUGCUCCUCUACCAGUCGAGGAGCACACCAUUCAACCCAUUAUAGAAGAGUAUGACAACACAGCUGAUAACGAACAGCAAUCUCAAGCCGAAGCAAUCGAACUAGAAGACGAUCCCCCUCCCCAAGCACCCCAAAUGAUUUGGGACGGUAGACUACGCCCUCGUCCCAAAGGGGGGAGAAAAUGGAAGUACACGAAAUCAGAUUGGGUGACGACCCUAUGA
This is a messenger RNA of Toxorhynchites rutilus septentrionalis, 3546 nucleotides long. RefSeq lists its product as uncharacterized. The transcript has a single exon. Gene Ontology annotation, biological process: DNA integration. The record is from RefSeq and is a predicted model, not a curated record. Bases 1 to 3546 code for a protein of 1181 amino acids. Gene Ontology annotation, molecular function: nucleic acid binding. Lineage: Eukaryota; Metazoa; Arthropoda; Insecta; Diptera; Culicidae.